AGUUUCUUCAUCAACUCAGCGGCUUCUAUCUUCUUUGUUCUCUGCUUAAGGAACUUGAAAAGAAAGGUAGUAGAAAGUUAUGGCUUACGCACCACCAACGAAGCAAGGAAAGACUGAAUUUGAGAAGCCACAAGAGCAGAUUCACAAGAUCGGAAUCACUCUCUCCUCAAAGAACGUCAAAAACCUUGAGAAGGUGUGCACUGACUUGGUCCGUGGUGCCAAAGACAAGAGAUUGAGAGUGAAAGGACCAGUGAGGAUGCCAACUAAAGUUCUCAAAGUUACCACAAGAAAAGCUCCUUGUGGUGAAGGAACCAACACAUGGGACAGGUUUGAGCUCCGUGUACACAAGCGUGUGAUCGAUCUCUUCAGCUCUCCUGAUGUUGUGAAGCAGAUCACUUCCAUCACCAUUGAGCCUGGUGUUGAGGUCGAGGUCACCAUUGCUGAUUCAUUCAUGCGCUUUAAUUCACAAUCUUGUCUUUGAAUUCCAGCGACUUCUCUUUUU
This is a messenger RNA of Brassica napus (rape), 502 nucleotides long. Its product is annotated as 40S ribosomal protein S20-2. Bases 80 to 481 code for a protein of 133 amino acids. NCBI's taxonomy places the organism in Eukaryota, Viridiplantae, Streptophyta, Magnoliopsida, Brassicales, Brassicaceae. Gene Ontology annotation, biological process: translation. Gene Ontology annotation, molecular function: structural constituent of ribosome; RNA binding. The record is from RefSeq and is a predicted model, not a curated record. The transcript has a single exon. Gene Ontology annotation, cellular component: ribosome; cytosolic small ribosomal subunit.